AUGUCGGGCACUAAACCACUGCGCAUAACCAUCCUCGGCGGUGGUAUAGCCGGUCUUACAACAGCCCUCUCCCUCACAAAAUUUGCCCCUUCCAACUCGCCACCACCUCUCAUUACAAUAUACGAGAUCCGCCCACAGCCCGCAACAAUCGGCGGUGCCGUGAACCUCACCCCAAACGCCCUGCGUCUGCUCUCUCACCUAGGCGCCCUACAAGAGAUCCGAGCCGCAAACUAUGGCGCAGAGUGCUCGGCUGUCGAAGUCUUCGACAUUUACAGCGGGACCAAGAUUGCCGAGUCAAGUUUCCGAGGACCAGAUGGCAAAGGACUGGGCAAACCACCCUUCACAGCCUUGCGAAUAACACGCGGCGAAGCCCUCAAGGGUGUACUCUCCGCGAUUGCCAAAGCUCCAAACAUCACUUUGACCUGUGGCAAAAAGACAGCCAAAAUCCACGAGACAGAAACCGAUGUGACACUCACUUUCGCAGACGGCACGACAAGCACAUCCGACAUCCUGAUCGGCUGCGACGGCAUCCACAGCGUCGCACGACUCACACACGUCGAGCCCGAGCGCACAGCAACCUACUCCGGUAUAUGCAACGCUUUUGGUUUCUCCCCACUCAGACCGCAUCAAACGCCUCACUUCGAAGCCUCCGGGAUGAACUUUGCGCGCGGCGGCAUGCUCUUGACAUCCUUCCAUAGUGCAGAGAAGGACAGCAUAUACGUCGGCGCGCUGAUGCAAGUCCCCGCCCCCGAGGUCGAGAGCAGAGACGGCUGGAAAGCGAUAGGUGCCGACGCAGAGAAGACGAGGAGCGACAUAUUACAACGGUACUCCGGGGCCAAGGAGCCAGCGAUCGAAGAGUGGAUCAAAGAAGCGCAGGAUCUGUAUCUGUGGCCUGUGUUCACGCUCUCCAGGAGUGGGAAGUGGGCUACAGAUAGGGUCAUGCUGAUUGGCGAUUCUGCGCACGCUAUGCCGCCGCAGGGAGAAAGCACAGGGAUUGUGUUUGAAGACGGAGUGCUGUUCUCGCGAGUUUUGGCCCGGUGGAUGGAGAAGAGUGGGAAUGGGAGUGAUGGGACGCCUGUCAAAGAAGCGUUUGAUGUGUAUGAGACGUUGAGGAGGGCGCGAAUUGAGACGGCGUGGGAUGAGAGCCAGAGUGUGGUUAAGACUGUGCAGGAGGUGGGAUGGUUUGGGCAUCGCAUCAAGAUGAAUGUUGUACCGUGGUAUUUGUGGUGGACGAGGGGAUAUCGGGAGAAGCACUUUGUGGAAGACGUUACGACCUGUGAGAUAGGAUACUGA
Ascochyta rabiei is the source of this 1293-nucleotide messenger RNA. RefSeq lists its product as uncharacterized. NCBI's taxonomy places the organism in Eukaryota, Fungi, Ascomycota, Dothideomycetes, Pleosporales, Didymellaceae. The coding region runs from base 1 to 1293 and encodes 430 amino acids. The record is from RefSeq and is a predicted model, not a curated record. The transcript has a single exon. Gene Ontology annotation, molecular function: monooxygenase activity; FAD binding.